Messenger RNA from Lactuca virosa, 2064 nucleotides. The record is from the annotation of a GenBank genome assembly. Lineage: Eukaryota; Viridiplantae; Streptophyta; Magnoliopsida; Asterales; Asteraceae.
AUGGAUGUAACUCUGCCUCCUCCUCUCAUGAUUUCUCAAGGCUUUCUUCCAACCGAUUCUUUGUUAGAAUCACUUAUCCAAAUCUCAAAUGAAGUAACAACCAUGGAGAAAAUCCCAAUCACACAAUCCAACAACGUCUCAACAAUGAUAAGAAGGAUCAAACUUCUUUCAUCACUGUUCGAAGAGAUUCAAGAAACAAACACUCAACUCCCACCUUCUUCCAUCUUGUGUUUGACGGAGCUCUAUUCUGUUAUUCGGAGGGUGAAAUCAUUGAUACAAGCGUGUCAACAAGGUAGCUGUUUAUGGAACCUUGUUCGAGCAGAAAGCAUUUCGAAUCAGUUUCAUGUGAUUGUAAAAGAAAUGAGUAGGGCUUUAGAUAUCUUACCUCUCAGCUUGUUGAAGAUAGGCGCAGACACAAGAGAGCAAGUGGAGCUUCUUCAUAGGCAAGUCAAAAGAGUUGACUUGAUGAUUGAUUCUAAAGAGGUUCAAAGAAGAGAGGAGCUUCUUCAAGUGAUGACGGCUAGUACUAAAAGUAAAAGCAGGAGUAAAGCCGUCAUUGAUUUUGAGAAACUCGAAGUGAUUAUGACACGAAUCGGCUUGAAAACGCCGUUCGAUUACGAAGAGGAGAUUUCAAAACUCGAGGCGGAAGCGGAAAAGCAAGCGGGAACCGGUGGACUCAUUGUGGUUUCCAACAUUAACAAUCUAAUUUCGCUUGUUUCAUUGUCGAAAUCGAUCGUUUUCAGUAAACAAGACCAUGCAAUAACUCAAGAGGAGGAUAAAAAUUCCCAGAGUCGACGUUAUUCGUUUUCUCAAUCGAUGGUGAUCAACAUUCCAGACGAAUACCGUUGCCCGAUUUCCCUCGAUUUAAUGCGGGACCCGGUAAUUGUAGCAUCGGGCCACACAUACGACCGUGUCUCAAUUGCACAGUGGAUUAACUCUGGGCACCACACGUGUCCCAAAAGUGGGAAGCGGCUGAUCCACAUGGCACUCAUUCCAAACUACGCGCUCAAAAGCUUGAUUCACCAAUAUUGUGAUGAAAACAACUUACCCGUGGAUGAAAAUGCUCCCGCAACUUCAUCGACUCAUAGUUUUGAGAAAAACCCUAGUGUGAAGCGGAAACUACCUGAAAAGGCGAUUGAUCAUAUUUCCGCCACCAAAUCCGCCAUGGAUGCGGUUAAAAUGACAGCGGAAUUUUUGGUGGGAAAACUAGCGAUGGGUUCGGUUGAUAUCCAGAGGCAAGCGGCGUAUGAGUUGAGAUUGCUAGCUAAAACCGGGAUGGAUAACCGGAGGUUAAUUUCAGAGGCGGGAGCGAUUCCUUUUCUGGUAACGUUACUUUCGUCGCAUGAUCCGAGAAUUCAAGAGCAUGCAGUCACGACACUUCUAAACCUUUCGAUAUUUGAAAACAAUAAGGUGUUGAUAGUGGCGGCAGGAGCGAUAGACAGUAUAGUAGACGUAUUGGGUUCUGGUAAAACAAUGGAGGCAAGAGAAAAUGCAGCAGCGGCUAUAUUUAGCUUAUCGCUAAUUGAUGAUUAUAAAGUGGUUAUCGGGAGUCGUCCCAAAGCUAUUCCUUAUUUGAUUGAGUUGUUGAAAGAUGGAACUACAACAGGGAAAAGAGACGCAGCAACUGCAUUGAUUAAUCUUGCGGUUUACAGUGUAAAUAAAGUGAAUGUGGUUGUUUCAGGGGCAAUACCUGUUUUGAUUGAUUUGUUGAUGGAUGAUAAGGCGGGAAUCACUGAUGACGCGCUUGCGGUGCUUUCGUUGCUGUUGGGGUGUUGUGAGGGACGUGAGGAAAUAAGAAAGAGUAAGGUUUUGGUUCCGAUUUUGAUUGAUCUCUUAAGGUUUGGAUCUCCGAAAGGGAAGGAGAAUUCCAUUACUCUGUUAUUGGGGCUUUGUAAAGAUGGCGAUGAUGAAGUUGCUAGAAGAUUGUUGAUGAAUCCAAGGAGUAUACCAUCUCUUCAAAGCUUGGCUGCUGAUGGAUCCAUGAAAGCUCAGAGAAAGGCCGAUGCUUUGCUUAGAUUGCUCAACAGAUGCUGCUCACAGUCGUAUAGGAAUCCUUUUGAAUAA